AUGGAUCAGGCACGAAACAACAAAGAAAUGGAAAACCUAUUUGAGAAAGAACCUAUGCCUUUGAACGAUAAAGUGUUGAGCCAUGAAGACCGCACCCAAGAUGUUCCCAGAGAAUCAGCUAGCUCUUGUAUCAAAAGAAAAGCAGAAGAAACAUCCCAUUUCGAGAAAAAACGCAAAGGACUCUUCACCGAAGACGCUAUUCCAGAGGAGCUCACUCACAUGGGAGACAAUGUCUUUGUGGGACCCAGCAUUUACAAGGGAAAAGUGACUGUGCACAUCCGAGAGUAUGCCAAAUAUGGUAAAGCUUACUAUCCGACAAGACGAGGAGUGAACUUUGAGCCGUGGUGUUUGAAUGUUCUCGCAACCAACAUGACAGUGGAGGAACCAGACCUGCUGACACUGAAUCUGGAAGUUGCCCAAGAACUUUGUGGUCACGUAUAA
Molecule: messenger RNA, 441 nt
Organism: Stegodyphus dumicola
Lineage: Eukaryota; Metazoa; Arthropoda; Arachnida; Araneae; Eresidae
Source: RefSeq, a predicted model, not a curated record